Funneliformis geosporum is the source of this 312-nucleotide messenger RNA. The record is from the annotation of a GenBank genome assembly. Lineage: Eukaryota; Fungi; Glomeromycota; Glomeromycetes; Glomerales; Glomeraceae.
AUGAUAGAAGAAAUUAAUAAAUUAGAAUUUGAGAAAAAUCUGAAGAAUAAUGAAGAGGAAGAUAAAAUUUUGGGUAUUGAAAUAGAAGAUGAUAUAGAAUUGGAUGUUGAAGAUGAAGUAAAUAAUUCUGAAAUUGAAGAAUCUGAAGAUGAACAUAUGGAAAUCUCAUUUAAAUUAGUAAUUAGAAGAGAGGGUAAAAACAGUGCAGCAAAAUGGGAAACUAUUUAUCAAACAAAUUUUGAUAAUUUCAUGAAAGAUCUAUACCUUUUGAUACAAGAUCAAGUAGAUGAACUUGUGCUUUCUAAUAAUUGU